AUGAUAACAUUUCUGAAGUGCUCAAUUGAUAACAAAGCUGCGACUGUCCUUGACAAUUUCAUUGAAGCUACUCGCAAGUAUGGAUUGCCCUCUCGGCUGUGUUCGGAUCGUGGUGCAGAAAAUGUUGAAGUCACGCGGUAUAUGAAUGCAAAGAGAGGCUCCGACAGGUCGUCUCAUUUGACUAGCUCUUCUGUCCACAACCAAAGAAUUGAGCGGUUGCAUAGAGAUCCCACGCGAUGCUGCUUAUCUAAUUUCAUUUCUAUUUUUUAUCAUCUUGAAGAAGAAGGACAUUUAGACCCCUCCAAUGAAGUAGAUCUUUUCUGCUUGCAGUACGUUUUUUUGCCCAGGAUACAUAGGGCUCUCGAAGAAUUUCGAAUGGGGUGGAAUUUUCACUCACUUAGUACAGAAACCAAUCUGUCACCGUAUCAGAUGUGGAUAAAUGGUGUUAUUGCUGAUCGGUUUGCUGGUUUUACUGGCGUUUGUGACAUCCUCAAACCCGAUCCCAAUUCCUACAGUAUUGAUUUGCACAACCCCUUGCCUCUUCAUGAAGACACAGUUGAGGUGGAAGUGCCCGAGGUCAAUAAUCCGUUGACAGCCGAUGAAUUAGGUACAUUUAGAACCAUUGUGGAUCCCUUGGCCCAAAGUUCUGAAUAUGGUGUCGAUUUAUUUGUUAGGACUGCAUGUUAUGUUGCCAACUCGAUUAUGAAACAGUGA
Porites evermanni is the source of this 714-nucleotide messenger RNA. Lineage: Eukaryota; Metazoa; Cnidaria; Anthozoa; Scleractinia; Poritidae. The record is from the annotation of a GenBank genome assembly.